AUGAGUCAUCCUGACCACAGGCUGAACCUCCAGUCCCUGGGGACACCCAGAGGUGUGUCCUCUGUGGCCAGCCCACAUGGUGUUGGUGCUUCGCCAGGUGACAGAAAGUCAAAGAACAAGCCCAUGCGAGGGAAGAAAAAGAGCAUCUUUGAAACCUACAUGCUCAAAGAGGAUGUCUCAGAAGGCCUGAAGAGAGGAACACUUAUUCAGGGUGUAUUGAGAAUUAAUCCAAAGAAGUUUCAUGAAGCCUUCAUUCCUUCGCCGGAUGGUGAUAGAGACAUUUUUAUUGAUGGCGUUGUAGCACGUAAUCGAGCCUUGAAUGGGGACCUGGUGGUGGUGAAACUGCUUCCCGAGGAGCAGUGGAAGGUAAUUAAGCCGGAGAGCAAUGACAAAGAGACUGACACUGCCAAUGAGUCAGAUAUCCCCGAGGAGCUCUGCAGACGCCGUCCCCUGCCCCUGUCCCCAAAAGGCUGCGAUGAUAGUCCUGAUGUCAUCAUAGAGGCUCAGUUCGAUGGUAGUGAUGUGGAAGAUGGACAUAGCAACACACAAAGUGUGGUUAUUGAUGGCAUUCAGAAACUCUCUGUUUGUGUUCCUGAAAAAGGAAGAGAGGAUGCUGGAGCAUCAGAAACCAAGGAAGAGAAUGCCCUCACUUCCCAAGACCCGAGAGCUUUCAUAGACAAGGCACUGCAGAAAUCAGCAAAGGUGGUUUACAUCUUGGAGAAAAAGCAUUCCCGGGCAGCCACGGGCCUCCUCAAGCUCUUGGCUGACAAGAACAGUGAGCUGUUUAGGAAAUAUGCCCUGUUUUCCCCCUUGGACCAUCGAGUGCCUAGAAUUUAUGUGCCUCUCAAGGACUGCCCCCAAGACUUUGUGACCCGGCCUAAAGAUUACGCCAACACGUUGUUCAUCGGCCGCAUCGUGGACUGGAAGGAGGACAGCAAUUUUGCCCUGGGGCAGCUGGCAAAGAGUCUUGGACAGGCGGGUGAAAUUGAGCCUGAAACAGAAGGAAUACUAACAGAGUAUGGCGUGGAUUUCUCUGAUUUCUCUUCAGAAGUUCUAAACUGUCUCCCUCAGAAUCUGCCAUGGACAAUUCCACAUGAGGAAUUCAGCAAGAGAAGAGAUUUAAGAGAAGACUGCAUCUUCACCAUUGACCCACCCACGGCCCGAGACCUCGACGACGCCAUCUCCUGCAAGCCACUCGCUGAUGGCAACUUUGAAGUGGGCGUACACAUCACUGAUGUGAGUUACUUCAUCCCCGAGGGUUCGGAUCUGGACCAAGUGGCUGCAGAGAGAGCCACCAGCGUCUACCUGGUGCAGAAGGUGAUCCCCAUGCUCCCCAGGCUGUUGUGUGAGGAGCUGUGCAGCCUCAAUCCCAUGACCGACAAGCUGACCUUCUCUGUGAUCUGGACGCUGACUCCAGAGGGCAAGAUCCUCGAUGAAUGGUUUGGCCGGACCAUCAUCCGCUCCUGUACCAAACUGAGCUAUGAGCACGCACAGAGCAUGAUUGAAAGUCCUUCUGAGCCAGUCCCUGCAGAGGCACUGCCCCCCAUCUCCGCAGAGCAUACCAGCCAGGAGGUGCACCAGGCUGUGUUGAACCUCCACAGAAUCGCAAAGGAGCUCCGCAGACAGCGCUUUGUGGGCGGGGCGCUGCGACUGGAUCAGCUAAAGCUCGCUUUCAUUCUGGACCACGAGACUGGACUGCCUCAAGGAUGUCAUGUUUACGAGUACCGGGACAGCAACAAGCUCAUAGAAGAGCUGAUGAUCCUGGCCAACACAGCAGUGGCCCACAAGAUUCACCGCACCUUCCCCGAGCGGGCUCUGCUGCGCCGGCACCCCCCACCCCAGACAAGGAUGCUCCACGACCUGGUAGAAUUCUGCAACCAGAUGGGGCUGCCCAUGGACUUCAGCUCCGCUGGGGCCCUCAACGAAAGUCUGACCAAGACGUUUGGAAAUGACAUGUACUCACUGGCCCGCAAGGAGGUGCUCACCAACAUGUGCUCUCGGCCCAUGCAGAUGGCGCUGUAUUUCUGCUCUGGAGUGCUGCAGGACCAAGCCCAGUUCUGGCACUACGCCCUCAACAUGCCGCUCUACACCCACUUCACCUCCCCCAUCCGCCGGUUCCCUGAUGUCCUGGUGCACCGCCUGUUGGCCGCCGCGCUAGGCUACGGGGCAUUGCCAGAUUUGGAGCCUGACGCCAUGCAGAAGCAGGCUGACCACUGCAAUGACCGCCGUAUAGCAUCCAAGCGCGUGCAGGAGCUCAGCACCAACCUCUUCUUCGCUGUCCUGGUCAAGGAGAGUGGCCCCUUGCUAUCAGAAGCCAUGGUGAUGGGCGUCCUCAACCAAGCCUUCGACGUGCUGGUGCUACGCUACGGGGUGCAGAAACGCAUCUACUGUAACGCCCUGCCCCUGCAGGCCCACCACUUCCAGAAGGUGGGCAAGAAGCCAGAGCUCACGCUCAUCUGGGAGCCCCAGGACAUCGGAGAGCAGCCAGUGCGCCAGGUCAUCACCAUCUUCAGCCUGGUGGAGGUGGUACUGCAGGCCGAGACCACCACCCUCAAGUACAGCGCCAUCCUGAAGCAUCCAGACAGCCAGGGGGGCGGCCUGGGCCCCGAGCAAGAGGAGGGGUCCGACACGGAGGACAAGCAGGACUGA
Messenger RNA from Chrysochloris asiatica (Cape golden mole), 2649 nucleotides. RefSeq names its product DIS3 mitotic control homolog (S. cerevisiae)-like 2 (gene DIS3L2). Gene Ontology annotation, biological process: miRNA catabolic process. Gene Ontology annotation, molecular function: RNA binding; 3'-5'-RNA exonuclease activity. Gene Ontology annotation, cellular component: exosome (RNase complex); P-body. Bases 1 to 2649 code for a protein of 882 amino acids. The transcript has 20 exons. The record is from RefSeq and is a predicted model, not a curated record. NCBI's taxonomy places the organism in Eukaryota, Metazoa, Chordata, Mammalia, Afrosoricida, Chrysochloridae.